CGUGGCCAUGGCGCAUGGUUCAUGGUUUUGCAGCUGCUUUCUAAUUCUGUAGUUGGCUUCGCUGUACAGUUAUUGCUAAUUCGAGUUUCUCUUUCUCAACGUUGUUGAGCUGUCCCAGUAUUUUAACCAUGGAAUAAAUCAUUGUAAUCCCAAUAAUUCUCGUUUCUUUUCGUGUCGUAACACACGGCUUAUUUUCCGCCUCGCAGCAAGCUGGACAAGAAUGUACUUGUGCGAAAAUGCUGACGGGGUGCGCACAUGGAACGCCGUCGACGUGGAAGUUGACGGAAUGCUGCAGCACGGCUAUGUCAUCGGCCUGGAAGACAUGUUAGAGAACGACAGCACUCCACCGCGUCUCAUUGUCGAUUUCGGGUGCCCCUCACAGCAGGCGGUGCUGGUUCCAUAUGGGAAAAUCCUCGACUGCUCCGUCAGCAAAUUCUGCAACGCGCGCGAAGGAGACGACGUGGAGGUGCUGUUGCACGACGGUCCCGGUCGCCCCUGGAAAUGGUAUCCCGGGAAGAUGUUGAUCCGUGGGUUCCAGCUUCUGCCCUGGGGGGCGCUGGUGGAAUUGAGAAGGGACGGACAGGUUUGUCGCGAGCUGCUUCCCCGCCAACAGAUUCGCGAUGUGUCAAGCGAAGCCGUCAAGCCAAUCCCCCUUCCAGCAGGCCAUUUCGUCGUGCAGACGUGGGGUGUGCCUAACGGCUACUGGGCUCUGGAGCAGUCCGCAUCGGCGAUGCUCCUCCGGAAAGUCGAGCGGGAGUUCUCGCUCCGAUUUGUCAAGGUUCUCAGCCAGGAGAUGCAUUAUGUGCGGCGCCGUCAGGAAGCGCCUUUUUCCACUGAAAAUGUGGCGGCGUCGUUUGAAAGGGGGAGAAAGAACCAUGCGUACUGCCAUCAGCUAGACGAGAGAACCGAAGAGUCGGAGCCGAAACGGAAGAAGCCGUUGACUUUCGGGGAGCGUGGUUUGCCGUUGCCGUUGGAAGUGUUGAAAGAGGUCUUGCGGUGCCUGGACACCGUGGAUCAACAGCGCUGCCGCCGCACCUGCCAACUGUGGGAAACCCUCCUCACUUCGGCCGAACUGUGCCAGGUUCUGCGUGUAUCGCGGCAACAGCCCCGACUUGAUCGGAUCAAGCAGUGGGACUGCAAUUACGCCAUGUACUGCUGCAUCUUUAAGCACAUUACGCCAACCACCCAUACUCUCUGUAUUCACGAUGCCGAACCGUCGUACCUGCAGCAUUGGAACCGGAGCGCUGCUGAUGAAGUGGGGGCCUUGUUAAAGAAGGUCCUGGACGACGCCGGCAUGCGCAUUGAGCGUUGCAUCGUGCACCAGCGAUCGAUCAGGAUGCAAACGUCCGAUCCGCAUGACCAGUGUAGUAUCGGCGUUCUUUGCGCCGAAACCGCCCUGCACUUGUCCCAGCUUGUGUCGUGUUCUGAUCGCGUGAUUUGGAAGGACUAUUCCCUCGCACUAGCGGAGAAGAGACGUGUGACCUUGAUGGAGUUCCGCAUUCCUUCGGCCGUCUUCACCCGGGGAUAUGUUAGUGCUGCGCGUAUUGCGGAUUUGCUGGAGCAGCAUCUGCGCUGCGACGAGCCGCCUCUCUCUGCGGAGCGUAUUGGCCAUUGCAUGGCCAGUCACAUCGACAGCGGAACAAAGGCUGUUAAAAUAAUGCAGAUUCUCCGGGAUUACCAAUCCUGCGAUCCGCGGCCAUCGGCACAUUAUCGAGGAUACGAGUGGAGUGCGGACAAUGUGGCCGACGUGGAUGUGGGCAAAUUAAACGGAUUCUGUCUGCGGGCCUUGGCGAACUGCUGGAAGGACUGGUGCCCAGCAUCCGCGAAUGGCGACGCACAGGCUGAACAUCCCAGCAGUGAAGUUCGCAACCACGAGACCAAAGAGGAGCAGGCGUAAAAUUCUGUAGUCUUGUCAAGUGUUGAUUCACAUAUACGACUUUUUGGGACAUUUUUUGUUCGACCCUGUUAAUUACAGUUAAGUAUAAUCGUUAUAUCUUUACUCCAGUUUCAGUUUAUACUUAAUAGGGCAAGUGUUUCUUUGGUCUUAUCGCCUACCCUUCGGUAAAUAUGAUAUGUUUACGACAUGCAAACUUCUGGCUCUUUUCAGUUCGCCACAUCUUGCCAACCGAAUGCUGUGCGUGCUAAUUAAGUAACUCUGAACCGUCUUUUUUCAUUA
Messenger RNA from Paramacrobiotus metropolitanus, 2176 nucleotides. RefSeq lists its product as uncharacterized. NCBI's taxonomy places the organism in Eukaryota, Metazoa, Tardigrada, Eutardigrada, Parachela, Macrobiotidae. Gene Ontology annotation, molecular function: protein binding. The transcript has 3 exons. The coding region runs from base 221 to 1897 and encodes 558 amino acids. The record is from RefSeq and is a predicted model, not a curated record.